AUGUUGUUCGAAUGUCCAUGGGAUUCUGGGAUAACGCAGAUUCGUCACGCCAUCGAGGAGGCCACAGCCAAUGCCUUUCAAAGGGAUCCUGACUUCAUAAGGACCCCCCUGUCCAAAAUUAACGCAGAGGCUGUAGCUCUGCACAAGGCUGGUCAUCAUAUUGCCGCUGUCGCAGCAUUCGCAAAAUUAUUCGAGAGGGCGCGGGUCAAGAAUCUGGUGCAUGCAGAGCUGCAUGUCUGCUACAGCAACCGUGCGGCGGCGUUUCUUGCCCUGGAGCUCUGGCAGGAAGCACUGGUGGACGCAGAACGUGCGCGUGUGCUGACACAGGCAGCGCUCAAGCGCAGCCCAAAGACGUCCGGCCCCGCCUAUGUCAAGACUUUUGCCCAGAAGGGCGCCGCGCUCAUGGGCAUGGGGAGGCACAGAGAGGCAUCACUGGUGCUGGAGGAGGGCUCCAAGAUGGACCCCCUCAAUUGCCAAAUCAGGACGCACCUCCAGACCGCCACACAAAGCAUCCUCAGAGACUUGUUGGAAGGCAAGGGGAAGGAGCUGAGGCUACUUACAGCGCCGGACCCCACGCAGCGGAUAACAUAUCAUCCCCAUUCGACACCCCUGCACAGAAUCAAGACCGACAACAUGCUCCCCAACCAGCUCUUGACCCCCUUCCAGGCCUGUGCGGACAACGAUCAUCAUGUGAAGGACACAUACAACUACGUGACGGUGCAAGCGGACGUCAAAGUGCCCGGCCGCCAUUUCGCGUAUCUGGAGAACGGCGCCCGUCACGCGGCGUUCCAGAGCGCCAUACAAAUCGCGGUGGACCGCAUGCAUGCCGACGACAAGGAUGCGCGCGUGCUCAACCUCGGCUGCGGCGCAGGCUUGCAUGCGAUGAUGGCGCUGCGUGCAGACGCAGAACAUGUGACUGCUGUUGACCGAUGGCUCUACAUGGCCCUCGCAUGCAAGGAAUCUCUGGUGGCGAACAAUUUCUCAGAGGAUCGUUUCAGCGUCAUCUACAAGCGCCCCACAGAUCUGGCCCUGCUGAAGGACGUGCCCAUCUGCUGCAACAUCCUCAUCUGUGACAUGUUUGACGAGGGGCUGCUGACGAGUGGGAUCAUACCGGCCAUGAGACACUGCAUGCAGAAGAUACUGGCGGACGAUACGAUACUCCUCCCUGCAUCCGCCACCGUCUACAUGCAGGCGGCGGAAGUGCGCACGGCUCCAGUGUGCGGCCUGGACAUGAGCGCUGUAGACCGACACAGAUGGACGCCCGCCUUCACCACAGGCGUUCCUCUGGCAGACGGCCUAUACAGGCCGCUUUCAGAGCCCAUAGAGGCAUGGCACUUUGACCUGCGCUGCCCGCCAGAGGAGAGCGGCCGAAAAGCGCUGGAUGUGGAGUUUACUGCGGAUGGCGUUUUCAACGCGGUUGUGUUUUGGUACACGCUGCAUCUCAUCGAUGGCAUCAUCAUUUCCUCUGAGCCGGGAGCUGCCACGUCAGCGCCAGGCAUGCAGCCGGCAGUGCAGUACCUGGCAGGGGAGCUCAAAAUCGAGGCUGGGCAGGUGUUGCCUGUUCUGGCGACACACAACACCGUCCGCCUGCGCUUUGACAUAGAGGAGGCAGAGUAUCUGCACCUGGCCAAGCCGGAUGCAGCGUUCCCUCCAGGCCACUUCUCCAUGCUGGCAGACACUCGCAGGAACCAGGCAAGACACCUUUUCUGUGAGGCAAUAGGUAGGGCUGUGGAGAGGUUGAAGGCAGCAGAAGGGGAGGUGCACGUUCUGGACAUGGGAUGUGGCACUGGCCUCUUCGCAGCAAUGGCGGCCAGGGCAGGUGCCUCCAGCGUGGUGGCAUGUGACCUGCAUGACAGCAUGUGCACCACCGCACGCAAGGUUGUGGCGGUGAAUGGGCUGUCUCACAAGGUGUCCGUGGUGCAGAAGGACAUCGCCCUCUUAGAACGUGGCCACGAAGUGCGCUAUCUCGGUUGCAACCUCGCCAUCGCCGAUCUCUUUGAUGCAGGGCUCCUGGGAAACAACUGGCUGUAUCUGCUGGACAUGGCGAAGAAGAAUGUUCUGCAGCCGGGCGCGACUGUGAUCCCAGCCGCUGCCACGCUCUACUGCAUGGGCAUUGAAGCUCGCACCGGGGAUGUCUGCGGCUUUGACUUGUCUGCCUUCAACAAGUACAGGUGGGACAAGCAGUACUCGGCAUGUUUCCUGGAUGAUAUGCCACACAAGCGGCUGACACGGCCGGCAAAGGUGUUUGAAUACUUCUUCGAUGGCAUGCGCAAGGGCCGCGGCCGGGAGAACAUCCUGCGCCUUGAGGUGGUGGAGGCAGGCCACCUGAAUGCAAUAGCCUUCUGGUUUGACCUCCACCUGGACGAUGAGGUCAGCAUUACUACAGCGCCCGCCUGCAUCGGCCUGGGCGGUGAGCUCAUCGGCGAGUCAUCGGGGCCGGCAGGCGCCAGCUCAGCCAACCCUGUCAAGACUCGAGGCAAGGCUGCAAUACAGGGAGAUGGCAGCGCCGUAGAUGCAUCAGAACCACAGAGCUGCAAGGGCUUCAUACCUGCCAAGGUGUGGUUAGGAGAGCCAAGCGAGUCAGGUCCAGACAGUCAGGCCAGUGCAGGACCGCGCAGCAAGGUUGAAAGGCACUACUGGGGCCAGGCACUGCAAUAUCUGGAAAAGAGCACUGAUGUCAUGCCAGGCAAAAAGGUGACGCUGCUGGCGACGAGGGAGGGCGGCCAGGUCAGCUUCCGGCUACGUGAGGGGGUGGGAGAUUGGGUGGAUCGAGCCCCAUGGCGUAUUGAGUGGGGCGGUGGUUCCUCAGUGGAAAAUCCCCACUACCAGCGCGUGCACUACUGCCAGCUUCUGGUGAGCGACUUCCUGAUGCGCGUGAAGAGUGGACGCUUCCCCAGCAUUGAGAAGGACAUGAAGAUGGUGCUCGCGCAUUGCGGCUCCCUCUUCCUGGACCCAGCCUCCCUCUGGCAGGUGUAUCAUGAGAUGGUGGUUUUGGAGCGCAUUCACACAAACCCGCACUUCAGCCCUGGGGUGUCAUUAGAGGCACUAACGCGGCAGCCGCUGCGCUUGCACUAG
Coccomyxa subellipsoidea C-169 is the source of this 3075-nucleotide messenger RNA. Its product is annotated as S-adenosyl-L-methionine-dependent methyltransferase. Gene Ontology annotation, biological process: peptidyl-arginine methylation. NCBI's taxonomy places the organism in Eukaryota, Viridiplantae, Chlorophyta, Trebouxiophyceae, Coccomyxaceae. The transcript has 21 exons. Gene Ontology annotation, molecular function: protein binding; protein-arginine omega-N monomethyltransferase activity. The record is from RefSeq and is a predicted model, not a curated record. The coding region runs from base 1 to 3075 and encodes 1024 amino acids.